AUGUCUUCCGAGCAAAUCCCCACCCCCGCCGAGACCGCCGAGCGCGAGCACGAGGAGAAAGAGCGCAAGGCCAGAGAAGCCGCCGAGCAGGCCCAGCUGCCCUACAAAUGGACGCAGAGCAUCCGCGACGUGGACGUGACGAUCCCCGUCGCGGGGACGAUCAAGGGUCGUGAUCUGGACGUGGUUCUCACCAAGACGAAGCUGAAGGUUGCGAUUAAGGGGCAGGAGGCGUUUAUCGAGGGCGACCUCCCCCACCCGAUCAUCGUGGACGAAUCCUCGUGGACGCUGGAGACGACGUCUAAACCCCCCGGCAAGGAAGUCGCGGUGCAUCUGGAUAAGGUUAAUAAGAUGGAGUGGUGGCCGCAUGUGGUGACGGGCGCGCCCAAGAUUGACGUCACGAAGAUCACGCCGGAGAAUUCGUCGCUGAGCGAUCUGGAUGGGGAGACGCGCGCGAUGGUCGAGAAGAUGAUGUACGAUCAGCGGCAGAAGGAGACGGGUGGGUUGUCGAGCGAGGAGCAGCGGAAGAGGGAUAUUCUGAAGCAGUUCCAGGCGGAGCAUCCAGAAAUGGACUUUUCCAAUGCGCAGAUCGGAUAG
Molecule: messenger RNA, 594 nt
Organism: Aspergillus campestris IBT 28561
Lineage: Eukaryota; Fungi; Ascomycota; Eurotiomycetes; Eurotiales; Aspergillaceae
Product: NudC domain-containing protein
Exons: 3
Coding region: 1-594 (197 amino acids)
Biological process (GO): protein folding
Cellular component (GO): cytoplasm
Source: RefSeq, a predicted model, not a curated record